This is a messenger RNA of Ambispora gerdemannii, 1329 nucleotides long. The record is from the annotation of a GenBank genome assembly. Lineage: Eukaryota; Fungi; Glomeromycota; Glomeromycetes; Archaeosporales; Ambisporaceae.
AUGUCUGACGGAAAGCUCGCAAAACCUGACCAAGAUUUUAGUCCACUAGUAGACCAACUUUUGCCAGAAACAGAAGCUCUUGCCAAGCAAGGACUUUUGAAUCAAGCAUUAGAACAGCUCUUAAGCCUUGAAAAGCAAACACGUCAGGCAGCUGAUCUCGAAUCAUCCACUCGCGUGUUAGCUCAUAUUGUCAGUCUAAUUCACACUUAUGGGGAUUGGAAGCUGCUGAACGAAUAUGUUAUUCUGCUCACGAAAAAACAUGGCCAGUUGAAACAGGCUAUUACUAAAAUGAUUCAAGAGACAAUGUCAUAUCUUGAUGAUACUCCGGAUCUUAACACAAAGUUAGAAUUAAUCGUUACAUUGCGCACCGUAACUGAAGGGAAAAUCUAUGUUGAAGUUGAACGUGCUCGUUUGACAAGGAUGCUUUCAAAAAUACGAGAGGAUGAAGGGAAACUCAAUGAAGCUGCAGAUAUUUUGCAAGAAUUGCAGGUCGAGACUUUUGGCUCGAUGGAAAAGCGAGAAAAGACCGAUUUCAUUCUAGAGCAGAUGCGUCUCACUCUUGCAAAACAAGAUUAUACCAGAACUCAGAUUGUUAGCAGAAAAAUCAAUAUUAAAUUCUUUGCGGAACCUGAACAACAGGAUUUGAAACUUCGUUACUACCAAUUAAUGAUACAACAUGCAUUGCACGAAGAAGAAUACCUGAAUGUUUGCAAAUACUAUCGACAGGUGUAUGAUACCCCCUCGAUAAAAGAUGACGAAACCAAAUGGAGAGAUGUCCUUCAAAAUGUCAUCUAUUUUAUCGUUCUAUCUCCAUACGAUAACGAACAGAAUGACCUGCUUCAUCGUAUCUACGAAGAUCCUAAUCUUAUCAAAUUGAGCUUACACUACGAGCUCGUCAAAUGUUUCAUAACACCCGAGUUGAUGCGAUGGCCGCGUAUUCAAGAAUUAUAUGGUGUAGCAUUGAUACAGACCCCGGUGUUUUCUCAAUCAGAUGAAGCUGGCAAAAAACGAUGGCAGGAGUUGCAUAAACGCAAUAUUCGUGUGGUAGCGAAAUAUUAUACGCGCAUCAGAACCAAGAGAUUGACUCAACUAUUGGACCUCAAUGAGCAGGACACCGAAGAUUUCCUCUCGAAAUUAGUAGUUUCAAAGACAAUCUACGCCAAAAUAGAUCGACCAGAUGGGAUCGUCUCAUUUGCCACGCCUAAAGACGCGAAUACGGUGCUCAAUGACUGGUCAAAUAAUGUUAAUUCACUAUUAGGACUUAUUGAGAAAACUUGUCAUCUUAUCACCAAAGAAGAAAUGUUGCAUAGCAUCGCUAGAGUGAAGUAG